AUGUCAACCAACACGCCUAAUGGAGGAUCUUUGGAAGAUUGUCUCUCCAACAUCCACUCUUUGGUACUUUCAAUCAUUGUUUUUGAGCUUUUUCAAACUUAUUUUAGAAUUUAUGCUCUUCCUAAUUCUGAAUUGUUUAGACCGAGGUUAACGGGUUGAAAUGGCGUUGUUACCGUACUCCCAAAGGCGCAACAAACGUCAUGACAGUCACAGAAGACCCGAUUCUGGUUGCUUAUUCCAAAUGUUUGGCGGUCAGUUUCAGAACCGUUUUCGGUUGAGAAUGAAUGAUUUUCAGACAAGUAUCAUGUGUGCCUGGCGACGACGUCCUCUUAAUCUUCUUCCCACAGACGGCUUGCCGAUCCCUAUGUUCAACAGCUUCCACGCCAAGGAACUUUUCAUUUUUUGGUACAAUGACAUGAAUCCCGAGAUUGAAAAGAUUGCUGAGGGGCUCGGUGAGUUGAUUCAACGUUUCUUAUAUCCUUUCUCGAUUCUUGGCUUUUUUUAAAUUGAAUGAACUGAAAACGUCCAGAUUUCGACCCCGAGGACGCGGUCAACUCGGCCAACACGAACAACUCGCUGAGUUACGAGGUCCGAGUGCUCUACUUCAAGGCCCUGAGCAUUCUGAUAGACCGGUGUCUCAUGAAGAUCGGAUACGUUCGCUUUGGUCGUUGGUUCGUCAAUCCAAUGCAGCCGCGCUCCAAGGAGAUGCAUUUUAUGUUUCCCACGUAGGUCUUCCAUUUUUCAAUUUUAACUAGAAUCUGAAGUUCUCAGAAUGAAUCUUUUUCUUGAAAUUUUGGAUCUGAACCUCUUGUUUUUUUUAAAUCAGUUUUUGAUGGUUCGUCGUACUGAUAUUCAUGAACUUUGAAAUCAGAAAACUUUUUUGGCAUUACUCUCGAUUUUUGCUAUUAUUAACUUAGAAAUUUUUUUUUUUGGGAAAAUUGGAGGAAGCGUUGGUAGCUCACGAGGAUUACAAUUUGAGUUAGAUUUUCGAAUAAUAGUUUAUUCACCGCCAUAUUCAGCACUAGAAAAUAUUACAAGAUAAGUUAUCAAUACUGGAUGGGUAAUAACAAUACACGGAAUUUCAAAGAUAGUUCGGGUAAUUUUUAAUCGCGGAAAAAAACAAGAAAAAUUCAAAAUUUUUCUAAAGUUGGACUACAAAAAAAAUUGAUAUAACUUGCUAGAUCAUGCUUUAAGCUUUCAAACAUCAUGUAAAGCGGGAAACAUUUUAUAAUGAUUUAGCAUAUCUCAUUUUCGCCCACCUACUAACAGUAGCUGUGCAUCGUAGCUGAUGGAACGCGCCGAUAUGGCGCGAUUUUCAUAUUUUUUGCGGUUUCCUGAUGAUCGUUACGGAAUAAUUUUUUAGAGAAGUUUUGCUUAUAUUCGGCCUCUCAUGUUCUUCUGAAAGUUUUCAUGAGACGACUUCACAGUGUUUACUUUCCAUUUUGUUUGCCGCACCUCACUGUCUUAAAAUUCAUCGAAGUAAAAAACGUUACUUUGCUCAAAAAAGGGAUUGAUUUGAGGUACACAAUCGCCCUUCACCUAGAUUUCUUCGUCCACGGCGGCAACCAGGUCUGCACUUCCAUUAGCGCGCAACGACAGCCGACGUUGAUCCGACUUCACAAAAGGUGCGGCUCUCGUAGAACUUCCUGACUGAAGCAGCUCCAGACACCUGGAGUACGACUCUCUGAAGCGACGGAUAACGGUGUUGGUGGGGCCGUGGUCGAUGCGCGGCUACCUCGUCCGCAACCAGCUUCAGCUCCUCUCGCAGCCAGAAGUCGCGGCCGCCGCAGAGCGCAUUUACGCCGGAUGGAAGCAGUUCAUCGAACUGAGUACUGAGGAGACAGUAGUCGAGGAGAGCGUCGAGGGUCCCGCUCCGGUUAGUCUUUCUCACUUUUUAGGACUGCCUUCCAAUUUUUAAAUUACUUCGAUGUUUAUAAAAAUAUUUGUUAUCCAAUACAGAAAUCUUUUGUGACCUAAAACAUAAUUUUGAACGAAAUUCAAAAAAAUAAAACACUCAAAUAGACUUUGAGGAUAUUUCCCGAAUUUUUCUUCAUUUAUAAAAUUAUUCCCUAAACGAAAGGCCUUUUGAACUGGCACGAGAUUUUUUUCAUUAUUUUUCGAGGAAUUGAAAUCUGCCUUUUUCAAGAUUUCGAGCUUGCAUACUGAUUUCCUGUAAGCCAUCAGUGUUUAUACGUUGAACUUUUGUCUCUUCGAUUCAAAAAUAUUUUUUUUUUUCGAAGUCUUAGAGGCUUUAUUUCAUUAAGAUAUAGUGUUUCGAGUGCAAUAUUUCGAAUCUUUAUGUUGUCCCGAGUUCGAAUCAGUCAAUAUGGAAGCUUGUACAUAGAAAUUCCGAGUUUCGAAAUUUUAGGAAAUAAGUGAAGUGCCGAAGAUGGUUCUUCUGGAAAUUGACAAUAUUCGGAUGUUCUUUCCUUCGGUUUUCGUUUGCGUGACCUUGGAAGACGACCGUUUGGCCUGGGACGCUUUGGGAUUUAAAGUCAGCACGAUUCCCGACGAAUUAUCCGGUUCGUACCUUUUUUCAUUCUCAACAUUUGUUCUAUUGUUCUCUGUUAGGACUUUAUUGAGGUAACUGAAGUUUUCGAAGGCAUUUUUGAUCGUUUUGAGGCUGCAGGAUAAAUUUAUACUACAAAAUAUUCAAUCGAGCGCAAUCUUUGAUUUUCCAAAAGCUUCAUAUGACUCCGACCGAUAAUCAAGAGAGUUUGUUUCAUUUUUCAGUUCCCGGGGGCACGAAGCCGCGCAAUAAGUUCAUCGUGAGCAACGCCUCGAGUUCUAUGGCCGUUCAAGUUUCUCUCAUCUUCAAAUUCAUCAAAAAAUCAUUCGUUCCAGGGAAUUUUUCAAUCCGCCUUUGUGAACCCUCGGAAAGAGUACCGUCCAGUUUCUGUGCCUGUAGGCGGAUUCGCCCAACCUUUUCCGCUCAUCGAAGAGAAGGACUGUCGGUACGUCGGUUUUGUGGAUUCAUGGUAGUUCCUGUGUUCUCUGAUUUCUUUUGCAUUCUGUUUUUUUUUGUUCUAAAUCAUACGCGUUGAAUAAUUCAUAGGGUUUCGUUCUUGUACUCUGUUUCCACGCUCGCUCUGGGAGAGCUUUUCAUUUUCAUUUUUUUUUUUCAAAAAUCAGUCAGAGAUUUUUGAUCUUCGCUUUUUUUUCAAUCUAAUUUUGAUGUUAUAACUUGCGAUAAAAAGUUCUCAACUGCGUUUUCCAAGCCCCUUUUUGUUGUACGGAGUUGGAUUUCAGCUGGACCUUCACCGACAAAGACAAGACGGAAUGCUCUAUCACCGAGUGUUUGGCAUGUUCAGACGUUUUGCGGAGAGCUGAAAACGGAGGUUUUCCUUUAUAUCUCUCAAUUGAAAGUGAUCCAUCGUUUUUUCUCAGAGUCUUUGAUGGUCCGAAGAGAAGUGAUCGACCGACACUGGAUGUCGAUUUCACAAGAAACUGAGGACAUUGAAAAGUUCAUUCGAGACUUCUUCACUUUUCUGAUUUUUUUUUCUUUUCAGAGCGUAUCAUCGGAAAACGUCUGCCAAGGCUGCAGUUCGCAUGAAAAUGAGAGGUGAGCUUUGUUUAAUUUUUCAUUCAUUUUUGAACUCUGAAGAACUCUUCAGUUUUAUAUUUGUUGAAAAUGAUUGGCACCUGGGUGAAACUUGUUCAUCUAUACGUAUAUAUUCUUUUGUUUGAUUAUUCAAAACGUCUGUAAGGUCUUGCAAUCUUUGAAAAAUUUGUUUUGGUUUCAUCUCUUUUUCAUUUUACGAUAUGAGAUGGAAAGUAGAUUUGCAAGAAACCGUGCUUCGUCUAUUGUAUACCAAAACUAGUUGUUUUUUUUUGCGCUUAAGACGCAUUCGAAGAAUGAAAUGAUUCUCAGAACGACAAAGGAUGUUGUCGGGAAACGCCGGAAAGUCCUUGAUGGACAGCGACGUGGACGACGGGCGCACUGACAAGACGGACGUCUUCGAAAAUCCCCCGGAUUGGAGCAACACCGUCGCUAAGGAGAUGAACACCAGCAUCGUCUGCAGCGUCGAAGAAACCUUGUGGGUUCUUUUCUCCGAAUUUGAAAACAGCAGUUGGUUUUGUAUUUUUUUAAUAUACAUAUAGGAGGUCGUAUGAAAAGAUGAAAUAAGAUAUUUAGAUGAAUUAUCAAUUUUAGAACGAGCAGGAUAAAGCCGAAGGUCGAAGGAGAAGAGGAGGAAGUGAACCAAAACUGGUCCCCUUUCACACCGAUAAAUGUUAGUUUUUUUUUCGCGAAGAAUUCGUUUUCAGAAACUUGACAUUCCCGAUUUUUUUUUGCAAGAGGCUGUUUUUAAUGAAUUAAUCUAGGCUUUAUCCCCAGCAACGGAAGCGAAUUUCGCGGCUGCAGAAAAAGCUGAGAAGGAAAAAGCCGAAGCUGCGGCUUCUGCUGCUUCUGCGUCACCUGCAAAAACGUUGGUUUUUUUUUGUCUUAUGAUAGGGUUGUCAAAAGUCUGAAGAAAUAAUAUAAAGGCAUAAUACCGCGAAAGGAUAUUUAUCAACUCGAAAAAUAAAAGAAAAAUUAGCUGAGAAAUGUUCGACAAAUUUUUUUCCUAAUUAUGCUGUUUAAGAGUAUUUUCCGGUUAUCCGGCUCAUUGUUUUCAGUUCUAAUCUUGUUCUGUUUACUUUUUCUCUUAAUUUCGCACAUUUUGUGCAUGGUAUCGAAGAAGUAUAUUCGAGUUUAAAUAAUUAGGAAAACGAAGAGACGUUUUGAGCGUUAUUUAAUGGAAUAUUUCUCUGACUUAUCCAUUUUAAAAGCAUGUUUGAACAUGCUGUGGAUAAAAAAUCAAUCGGGACUGCUAUUUUUUUGUUUUCUGCUUUUUCGGCUCUUUUUUUUCAAUUUUGGGUUUUUUUCACAGGUCGAAAGGUGCUAAAUCCAAGGCGACGACAGCGCCACCGACAGCGGCGGCGACGACGACGUCUUCGACUGGAAAAAAGCCACGAGAACUGAUGCCCUACCAUAGUAGGAGAGGAGGCGAAAAACGCAAGUCCACCUAUCCGCCCGUUUUCGAAAGAGUAUGUCUUUAUCUUCAAUUUCACCUCUAUUUUUCGUUGAAUUAUUGAAAAUAAUAAACUUUGAUAAGUUUUUGCAGCUGCCGGGAUAUGAAGACCAACGUGUCAGUAGCCCGGACGAGCCCGGAAGCCAAGAAACUGUUAGUUUUCGGCACGAACUGAUACCAUCUCUCUUUUUCAGAUUCCUGCUAAGUCUUCGCCUCCUCCAGAAACGCUUUCCGAAGAGCCGAGUUGUUUUGUGAACGAGCGCAAAGUUCUCGAAGAAAUGAACAAAAUUGUAUAUUUAUCUUCAUUUUUCAUAUAAAUAUUCUCCGAAAUUUGAGGUUGACGAGGCGGUUCCGAGAAAAAAAGGAGGAGGCGACGAAUCCGCGCGAAAAAAGGAAUUUCCGGAAAUCAAGAAACUCGACAUCAACUCCGUCAACAAUGGCUUCAAAGUACUUUUUUCAUUCUUUCCCACGAAUUAUGCAUUUUUUUCGUAUAUAGUUUUUGAUCAGAAAUUAUUUAGUUCAAUGUUUCUUUUAAGUUUGAAAAGUUGCGUCAUUUCAUGCGGCGUAAAAAAGCUGAUUUUAUGGUCUUCGACCUCUAGCUUCACAGUUGUUUUAUUCUACGGUUGCAGGAAGAGCUCGGUUUCAAGUUUGAGUCUCAUAAAGACUUUGAAACUGUAAACGAGAACGGCUCGCCGCGACGAGAAGACGUCUACGAGCAGAUGACGUGGCUCCAGGAAGUCGAGGUGCAGCCGGAGCCCGAGCAGAAGACGUUGAAUGUCAGACAAAAACUCAUCCUAAUGCUUGACGAUCUGGACAUCGAACACGACAUUGAAGAAGUUAUUUCGGAAGAGCUUCCAGAGGAUGGCACUCGUGGGCUUGGUCAGUUCUUUUUUGAGUGUGAGAAAUAAAAUAUGAAAGGAGUCAAUUAAAAAUGAAGAAAAAGUCAUUUGAAUAGGAGAACUUCUCCAUGUUACUUUGUAGUGUGUUCAGGUUUACCUUUGAGAAACCGAAAAUACUAUUCAGAAAGCUUUAUGAUAAGCGUAACCCGCAUUUGACGGAGCAAUAUUCGUAGAAUUUCUUUCAACUGAAUCAAAAUUUAAACAAACUAUAUCUCGGGGACGUGUUUCCAAUUUUCCAAUCGGAGUGUCCUUUUUCUCAACAAUACCCCUCUUUGAAAAGAAAAUUUUCAGGCGAAGGGACUUCUGAGCAGUUCAUCGACGAGAUAAUGGAAGUGAACACGGAGCCGCCCUACCAGAACCGCCACACGGGACCGUCCAUGUUCGCGACGGCGCGCCGAAGGUCGGCCAGCGACGAAGAUGACAUAAUGGACGAGGCUCCUGUCUCCGGCGACUUGGGCCAUUCGGAUGGAUUUUUGUCCCCGCCGGCCAGCAACGAGGUUUUUUUUCGCGGAGAAUCAUCUGAUGGAAAAACGCUUUUCGAGUUUAGUUGCAAAGAAUUUGUCUUUUGUGAGAAGUUUUGCUUCGAAAAAAGAGUUCAGAAUACCUUGCGAUUUACUGUUUAUCAUUCCGUACAGCUUCACUUUCAGAUGAUUCUUUCACGAGGGCCUCCAUCUGUCAGCGAUGGAAUUGUGAGUUUUCGAAUUUUUUUGUAAUAUACGGUAAAAGAAGUCAUAAAGUUUAUAAGAACAAAAAGAGAGGAGUUCUGAUAAAUCGGAAUCGCAAAAAAGCUGUUAAGUGGCCUCGUACCGGAGGACCUCCUUCUGUGGAAACGCAUUUGGUGAUGAACAUUGUCUAUCCGACUCCGCCUUCGGUUCUGUCGGACGCGCAGCAGUUCAGUCCCGUGACAGGACUUCCGUCGAGUUUUGGGAUCUACGCCGUCUCUUCGGUUGGUCAGCGAGUUCUUCGAGAGAAAUGUCUUAUGUGGCAGGAUUCUGGUCGCGUCGCAGUACCUGGAGACGUCGGUUACCUAGAAGAACUGACCGACGAGGAGGGAGUCGACGAGGAGAACGAAGACCGCAUCAACAUCAAGUCGUGGAAUUCACAAUCUUGCAGCUCUCAUGUCGUUCGUUUUUCUUUCCUUUUUUUGGCUUCCUUUCAUUCAAAAUCCAGAAGUCUGAACUGCGCCUAGGGAAUGUUGAUCAGGCUUUGUGUGAAGUUUGUAGUCUCUUUAGUUAUUUUUAGAUUUUUCCUUCUAUGAAAAAAAAAAACAAUGCUAAUUUCUAUAAUUUUUUGCAGAAAGGACUGCUCGGUCGGGCGAAACGCGAGUCCUUGUCCAAAUAUCAACGCAAGUUCUUAUUGCCGCCUUCGAAAAAGUUCACAACUGAGAAAAUGGUUAGUUUCGUCUCGAUAUUGUUGAAUUCAGGAGACUCUACGACAUAUCACUGUUUUCUUGCCAAAAGUUCGCGGAAUUUCUUAUUGAUUGAAUUUUUUAGAUGCUGGCCUUGCGGAAAAAAGGUUCCAAGCCGCCGAACUACCCGAAGAUGCUGGACAGCGAGUUCGAAGCUCCUUCCAGAGAGCUGUUCGGCAAGCUGAUCGCGACUGAGGAAAGUGCAGCAAGCACGACGGCUCCUACAGGAUUCGCGCCUAUGCAGAACGCAGCCGCGACCCCAGUCGUCCAACCUCAAAACCCUCCCUUCGGCACUCCGCCACAGAUGCCGCAGCCUCAACCUCUGCAGCAUCCGCAAUUCCCUCCGCAACAGCAGCAGAUGUUCUUCAACGGCGGAGGCCAGCAGCCAGUUCAUCCUUCGAUGAUGCCCCAGGCGUCGCAAAUGCAUCCGAUGAUGAACCAAUUUCCUGGCGGACCUCCCAACCCAAUGGGUUUCGGAGGCUAUCCCAUGCAUCCGGGCAUGAACGCCAUGGGAGCUGGCGGCAAUUUCGGCGGUCCUUUCGGUCCUCAACGGCCGUUCCCCCCAGGUCUCCAUCAGAUGCCAAUGAUGGGAAUGAACCAACAACAGGGCAUGAUGAUGCCUCAGGUACAUUUUUAUUCUUUUCAAUCCAUCUCUGACGAGCCGAUACCAGUAGUUCUACACGAAAAUAGGGACCAACUCUGAACAGCUCAUGUAUUUUCUACUGAGUUUAGUGAUCGGUUUUUUGGCUCUGGAGUAGGGUUCAAUAUACAUUUUUCACUGAGUUCGCAGAACUUUUAUGCCGUUAUUUUGAAAUAAAAGUAAUUCAAGAGAAAAGUCAAAAUGAAUAAAUUCUUCGCUCAUAUGUUCUCUACUCCUGCAAAGUUAGCAGUUUUUCCAGAUGCGGGGUCAGAUGCAUCCGAACAUGGGGCCGAUGGGCUCGACGCCCGGUCGCGGACCGAUGGGAGCGCCGCCUUCCUACCAAGUUCCGUCCAGUGGCGGAGCUCCUGGAAACUUCUAUCCGGGAGGGAUGCCUCCCUUCGGCCCCAUGAACAACGCGACGGGAAUGCCAGCUCCUUAUCCGCAAACUUCCGUUCAACAGCUCAACAACUUUGUGAAUCAACCCCGAUUUGGCAGCGGUCCCAUGGCCAAUCAGGGGGCUCCAAUGAUGAGUGGCGUCGGACCUCAGGGCCAGGUAUUUGCUCCGCAAAGUUGCCAACAAUCAAUUAAGAGAAAAAUCGGGAAACACAGUCCAGAUGAAAAAAAGUUGAAAACAGUCAGCCUUAAUCAUAGAUGUUCAAGUAAAGAACUUAUUCAGCCCACCAGGAGGGGUUGAAUUGAAAUUUUUUUGGAAAAUUAGGAAAAAAGAUCACGUUUCAAUCAGCCUAAACCCAAAUGACGCAGAAAAGUCUGCGCCUAACCUCAGGUAGGUAGUUUUGGCCACAAUAAUACAAUUUUCAGCCUCCGGAAGGUAGUAUUAUUAUUUCGCAAUUUGAAAGUGAGAUGAAUUUUUCGUGUUUCUUGAACGAUUCAAAAACUUGGUUUUCAUUUGGUACCUUCAUUAACCCCUGAAGUUAGCUUCUUCUGAGUUUCUCACACAAUGAACCUUCACAUUUAACACUUCAAGUUUCAAAAAUAUUCGGAAAAUGUACGCAUUUACUUUUUCUUGAAGCUAUGAAGUGAACGAAAAUGUUGAAGACACGAUCCAAUAGAAGUCAGUUAUAGUCAAAUGAGAACGAUUGGAAGGUUUUUGAACAGAAUCUUAUCAAAAGUUUUUCAAUACCAAUCUAAUAAAGGAAUCGUUUGGAAGAUUCAGAUGAUGCAGCCUUCUGCCUUCGGAGGUCAAGGGCUCCACGGCUCGUUCGGAAUGGAAAUGAACAACCAAGGCUUCAACUCCAACCCCAACAUGCCUUUCCAACCCCAACAUCCUAUGAUGCCACACAUGGCCGGCAUGAAUCCUGGAAUGCAGUCGCCGAGUUUCAACCCCAUGCAACAGCAUCAGAUGAUGGCCAGACAGCAGCAGAUGCAGGUUGUCCCUUUUUAAUACUUCUGAAGAGCUCCUUCGACGGCUAGUAAAACAUAUGUUUUGGGAUUUAAAUUCAUUUUGUACACAUUUGCGUUGCUUUACCCAAGUAUAAUCUUGAAAAUAUAUAGAACUUUCGAAUUAUUUAAACUGAACAGAAGGUCGUUUUUUUUUUUUAGGAAAACGAAACUUUAACUCCGCACCAAAAAACUGAAGAAAUGGUGUGUACACCAAUUUGCUCACAGUAUUACACUUUUCACCGAGACAAUUAUCCUUAGCCGAAACUUCACUUUUUUUGUUAUUUGUUUCUCAAUCGGAAAUAUUUAAAAAUGGCGAAUUUUUUUGAAACUAAAAAAACGAAAGUCGCAAAAAUUAAGAACCGCUCUAACAACUUUGCUGCCAAACUUGUUGCACACUUAAAGUUUCCGUAAGAGAGGAAUUUCAUUCAAGAAAGUUUUGAUUAAAAUAUGUAAACCUUCAAAAAAUGACGAUCUUUGCCCGAUUGAAGUGAAUAGAAUGUAUAACUCAAAGUAUCUUUUAUUCAAAGUAUGUACACUUUGUUGGGUUUCUCGAAACUAAUCCGACUGUUAAGGGAAUGAUGGCGCAGAAUCCAGGCGGUUUCAUGCAGCCGCAGCCUUACCAUCAGCCAGGACCUCAAGCGCUCAUGGGACCUGGCAAUUUCGGAGCGAAUCCUUCGGUUCCUGCUCCGCCUCCAAUGGUAAGAAUAACCUGUCUUUCACUUUGUCCAACUCAUCUCUUUUCACCGUGAAAAUGUGCGAGACUGUUUCGAAAGUCCUGGCCGAAGCAUUCCGAAUAAAUCUCCCUUAAAGGCGGUUUUCAGCUGACUCCCUACCAACAACAUCAGCAGCUUUUGCACCAGCAGCUUUUGCAAAAGAACCAGAUGCAAGCAAAUAAAGAUCCGGCAAGGCUCGAGGGCGACAGCGUCGCCUUGGCCGUCAUGCUCUCCGUUGGUCCGACUUCAGGUCAAAAAGUUCAGAGGCGUUUUCAGGACACGAUUCUCGACCUGCACUACGACUCGUUUCUCGACGCGUGUCCGCUCUGCUCCUGCAACGUGACGAUAAGAGGCCGCGAGCUCGGUCUUUACAUCACGCCGCACGAAUUGUUGCGCAACGCUUCCCUCUUUCGAGAACGCGAAAUCAGCAGUUGGAGUGGGUUCUCCACCACCAACAGCGGUUCCUGUACUUGCGGUUUCAGGUUUUUCUUGCAUCUCAUAGUACUAAAUGGAAAAGUUUGAAAUCACUAGGCGAACACGUCUGAGAAUGAGGAAAUUAGCAAACCUGGAGCGUUUAUAAUAAUGUAAAGUAUUAUUUGAAAUUUCAAAUAAUCCCUGGUAAAUUAAUACAGAGAAUGUCGAUUUUAGUGGAACACUUUCGAAAACAACAUAAACUUUGAUUCAAGCCAUAAGAUCCGAUCCAACGAAAAAUUUUCCUCAUUUCUUAUGUAAUUUGAAGUUAAAAAAAUUUAAUUUUUUUGAUUAAUUGUUUAGGUUUUUUUUUUGUUUUGAAGAAGCUGAGUUGAAGUUCCGAGUCCAGUUAACGAAAAAACUGUCUGAUUUGUUUUUUUUUUCGGAAAAACAGUCAAAACGAAAGCUUUGAAAAGUCUAUUACUCGGUUGUGAAGAAAUUUUCAAAAGUUUAUGUCUUCCAUUUAAAGUUAGAUCAAUAUCUCAAUUUCUUAUUUAUUUCUUCACCUGAAUGUAUGUCCCCAAAGAAAAAGACAUCGGUUGAAUAUAUCAGCUUCGGGGAAAACGGCCUUCUUUUUUUAUGAUUUUGGAUCAUCGCUUCUUUUUUCAGCGCUGUGCGUCAUCGAUAUUUAUCCUUCUGCUCGGGUCUUUUCCCUGACGAUUCGAUCGAAGCGACCGCCUUGGAGGCCUCUGUGGCCAGUGUGACUCCGAUGGAAACUCCGUCUCAAGGUUUUCUUCUGGGCUGUUGGAUGUUGACUGAACAUUUCAUAGGCGUGGAAACAUCCAAAAACGUGAUUUGGUUCGAUCCGGCUUCGACGAACGACCUGAUGUUGUUGGAUCAACUCCGAAUGCUCAGCUACACUCAUAGUUUCGGAAAGGCGGUCAGCCAAAUGUCGUCGAUCUCCGAUUUCGCCGACAGGGCUUCCAAGGUAUCUCUGAGAGAUCGACUCGAGACUUUUAAUCUGUUUGUAGGCCGUCGAAGUGGGAAUGGACGUUUCCUCGACCGCCGAGUACGUCAUCUCGCAAGUCGACUCUAAGGAACUUCACCAUCUUGGCAGCUCUGUUAUCGACUUUUCAUUAAGAUGUCCGUCCUUCUGAGAGUUUGAUUUACUGGAAACUUUUUUUCAGCUUCCGGAAAUAGAACUUCGGGAGGCAGUUCUCAAAACAAGUUUCUCACUUAUUUUCAUCCUUGGGGACUUCAGGUGAAAGCAUUUUUGGAAAACUUGUUCAACAGCAGUGUUUCAGAUCGCAAACGAAACACGAGAGCCGACCUCGUUGGAGUGGAAAAUCGCGUUGGACGCCGUGACGCCGGCCCUCGAGGAGGCUAUGCGAAUUGCCAGGUUUCAUCUCAAAAGUCCAUUUUUAGUGUAUUUCUUUCAGAAACAUCACUUCUCCGACAGGUAGAAUAGUGGAGGGGCCUCUUUCUUGGAAAGACAUCGUUAACAAAAGUCUCAAGACCAAAACGGUAUUUUCUUAGGUCGUGCAUUCAUUUUUGAAUUUUGUAGGUGAAUUCGGAGAUUCCCGAUGAGUGGGCAGCUGCUCCUGAGCCGUUUCCAGGAAUUGUUCUAUCAACAGAAAAAGAAGCUGUUCGUGCAACUCCGCAGGUAUCUAUUUUCCGCUUUCUCCAUCUCCUAGAAAUACAUUUUUGAUCAAUUCUACUUUUUUUCUUUUUUUGUCGUUGUCGCAAUCUUCUUCGUUCAGCUGCUGCAAUGGAGCGAAAACGCGAAAGUGGGGCCGAUAGAUCAGCCGAAAGACGUGAUGUACAUCGCGCUGGUCCCAGACUGUGACGCGAUCCACGACAAAGCUGCCGUCUUCAUGGAGGAGCUGAGCACGACCUACGAGCGGAUGCGUCUCGGUCGUCACAUUCCUUGGCCUUGUGGAUACACGGCUCCUCCUCCUGUCAUAGUUCCGUCAGAAACGGCCACUUUUUCCUCGAUCGGCACUUUCUUGGUGCCCCCUAUCGAUGACAGCAGUGACAGUGACGACAGCGACGAGUCCAGUGAAGAGGAGGGCCCAGGAGGUGCUGUAGGAAAGAAACCUCAAGGAACUGACGACGGAGGCCCAACGGACAGCAGCGACAGUAGCGAGGAGGACGACGACGAGUCCGAAGAAGACACCUCGGGCAGUGACUCUAGCUGUAGUAGUAGCGGCACGAGCAGUAGUGAUAAAGAGGAUGCCGAUGAAAUGGACACCUCGAGUCCUUACUGCGCAGAUGCCGCUAAGUCUCAGCACGAUAUGAUGGCUUGUAGCCCAUCGACGUCGUCGCAGGCGAUCGAAGACCCCAUGGACACGGGAGAGACGACUGUCGAUCAGUCUGAGCCGACUUCUCCGGCUCCUGCUGCACAGCCUGAGGCGAUCGUCACGAAAGAUGGACUCGUUCGAGUGGGAGGACCUAUUCGGCCUCCGAACAAGUACAGUUCAUCUACAGCCGCGUCGUCUUUCGAGUUCAACAACAUGUCCCGUUAUAUAGACGACAAGACUGGAUUCAUGACACGACUUCGAGUUCGUUUUGUUUUCUCGUGCACCGUUUUUGUUUUCUCGUGCACCAUUUCAAAAAAAAAAGCGACGGAAAAGUAUCCGUCGUAUAAUUCCUACAGUAAAAGUAAAAGUCCGAAUUUUCAAUAGACACGGGUAAAUGUAAUAAAUCAAAGUAUUUAGGUUCAAAUUCAUGGAAAUGCUUUCUCUUUUGAUUUAGGCGUUAUGGCUGAGCGGCAAUGGGUGGCGUUGGUUUAACAGAUGAAGGGUCUCCAAUAAUGUUCUUUUGGGCAAAAAAGUACACGUUCAGUUUCGAGCACCUUUUUCGUUCUAGAUAAAAAGAAACUCCGUUUUCGUUGGCGCAUGUGGGCUAAUCAUAUGAAUAGUUUCGAAAUUUCUCCAUUCUGAUUAGGAAACUUUGAAAUGUUAGUUUCGCUCCAUCGUUUAAAUAGCCUACUUUGCAGAUUUACACACAACAAAUGGAGGAGUCUCUGUGCACAUUGUUCGAAGAGAAUCCUCAAAUGUUCGAGCGAGACGCUUUCUGCUACCGCAUCGCGCACGACGAGAAAGUGAAGGCGGCACAAAGUGCGGCGACAGCGGCGCAGCUCAAGAAAAACGCCAAGGAGGCUUUUGCCGCCGCCAACAGUUCUGCGACGGCGACCACAGAGGCCGAAGAAUCCGGAGCUCGCGACUCAGGAAGCGCGACGCCUCCUAGCGUCGACCCUAACGCCAGUACGUCUUUUCUAUGAUCCUAUGGAAGUUUAAAAAAACAGUUAGAACAUAAAAAAAAAGAACUGUCUUUAUGAAUUUUAUCUUGUUAGGAAAUGAAGAAAUUUAUAAAUACUAACUCAUUACUUCAACGCAUCUAUUACUUCAACAAAUCCAAAUCAAUGAACUCCUCAGUUACUCAAUCUGAUUUCUUUUGAGAGCUUAUCAAGUUUGAAGUAAAUAUAGUUUUCAUUGUUAAAUUAUUGUAGGCGUAUUCAAAAGUUAUCCUUCUCAAACAUGUUCCUGGAAGAUCACUUCAGACGCCGGUACGCCUCCUUCUCCAAGUGGCGACAACGCCGAUGCGGCUACGGAAGAAGGCGACCCAACAAGACCUGCGAUGCACGAGCCGAUGUCGGAGCCAGCGAGUGGCUCUGAGUACGCGAAGACGACGUCGCUGAACCCGAUGUCGGCCGGCUCGAUGCCCCAAUAUCAUCAGCCGACGGUGGCCGUCGGAGCCGUCGCCAUGCCUGAAAGAAUGUCUCCGCAGAACGUCCAGGACGCCGCCAACAUGGUCGAACCCGAGGACAUUCCAUUCGACGACCCCGGAACUCUUCCUCAUGUCAUCGUCGUCUACAUGGUUUUUCAUUUCAACACAAUUCAUUGAUCUUUUCUUGAGGUCAAUCCGUUCACUUGGGGUCCGGACUCGAGGAGCGCAUUCCAGAUGCGUGUCGCAAUUUUGUCUUUCAUCCGUGCUUUCAACUCGGUCGUCAAUCGUCUUCCCCCGAAAAAGUAUGUUUAUUAUAUUGCUCAAAAUUGGUUCUUUUUUUUUCUUAGUGUAUUAGUUUAAGUGAAUUUCCUUUCAACAUUUUAAAAUUGAAAGUUUCUCGUUUUCAAUUAAUUAAAAAAAAAAAUUAUUCUCGAAUAGCUUUCUGGAGCAGACAAUUGACGACGUUUUCGAAUACCUCUUGACAACUAUUUUGCAGAAGAGCGCAGGUGCAGCUCGAAAUAAUCGGGUUGGAGCACAUGGACGACACUUUGCGCGCCUACCCUGACUAUUUCAACGGCUUCAAAAUGCCCAUGGAACUGUGCUCACGAACUCAGAAUGUCAAUAGUGAGUCUCCCCCUUUAUUAAUUUUUCUGAGCAUCAACUUUGAAAUUUCACUACGUUUUUAUUUCAGCCAACGACGAACGCGACAAAAUCGACGGUUUCCACUUGGCCGACGUUUUGCGAGUCCGUUUCUUUUCUUUGUUGGCCGAAAAUUUUAUAAAUUUUUAUUUGUUACAUUAUUCUAACACAAGUUUUUUUCCUGACUUUUUACCGAGUUUUUCGGAUGAUACUUUUGGAAAAUGUUAGUAAUCAGGAAGCAUCAAAAUUUCAUGUAGGACCGUUUCGAAGAAAUUUCUUUAGGUCUGGCAGGUGUUUAGGAAACGUUUAAAGCAUUUUCAUUUUUUUUAAAAGAAAAUUUCCCAUUUUAUGAGCUCCAUAUUUUCUUAGUGAAAAAAUCUGCCAAGAGUCGUUAACGAAAGAGCGAGUCUUCAAGAAUUUUCAUUUUUUCCGCGUUCAGUCCAUAGUGACGGCAGUCUUCACACAGCCGCGAAUCCUCAAUCCGGACUGCUAUAAGUCGAUGCAACCUCGUGUCAUGACUGCGUGAGUUGCCUUCCAGUGAAGUUCAUACAUUAACUCGUAUUCAGGUUUGGCCCUGGGAGCGCUCUGAUCCGAAUCAUCGAAGAAAUGGAAGUGUUCGGCUCGGACGCGUACAACUGCGGACCGACGCUCGCCAUGGGAAAGGAUAUGUUGGAUCAGUUCGACAUGCGCAAGGAGAGAGUUCCAGUGCAGUACAAGGUGGAGGGAGUGUUGGGGGGUCCGUAGAACCAGGAAGUUUGAGGUUCCGUCGAACAUCCUGCAACUCUCUCCAAGCACGCCGCUAAUCCCGCGCGCCGAAGGCAAAGUGACGGUGAUGCCCACGGAAGAGAUGGUCCUCUACGUGUCGUAUUGCCUCGUCGGUCGACACUUCCUGUGUGCCGCCGUCACCGACGAACUCGGGAGAAUAGUCGACAAUUGCGUCAUCAACUUGCGUCCCAGGGUCGAUUCCCAUCAGUUCGUCUUUUUCAUAAUUUGCGAAGAAAUUAGCAGUUUUAGAUAAAAAUUUUUUUUAUCCGUAGACUCACACUCAUUAUUGAUUUUUUGCAUUUUCAUAUCUUCAGCAGUUUUCGAGGAUAUAAAAUAUACUCAUUUAUAGAUUUUUUUUAAAGAAUAAAGCGUCAAAAUCAAGCUUCCGUGUGUAAAAAUAGGCAGAAUGUAAUUGUACACCCAAAAACUUAGAAAAAGUUGGUUCAUUCAAAAAGUUUCAGUUUUUAAGGUUUUUUCUAACUUGUUUAAAAUUGGCUAAAACUAUAAUUGAUGUACUAAAGAUAAUAUAAGACUCAACAUGCUCAAAUCAUUGUUUUCGGAGACUGAAAGUUUUGAAAUUAUUUUGUUUUGAAGCUGAGGCCUCAGUUCUUCUUUUUUCGAAAGCUUCUAUGAUCUUUAUUUAGUGGACCGCGGAGCGUCCGAGACAUCAAAAACAUGUAGUCCUACUAAAAUGACUUUCAUGAAUGAGAUUUAAAGGCGGAGAUAUGUUUAACGCCUGAAUCAUUUUUUUCAACUUUGACGUUUUUUUUUGAUUUCAGUACGUACCGGUAUCGACAAAAAACGCAGAUCCUGGACGCAAUGGGCCGACUGUGGACUUAUGUCCUCGGAGUACUGAGCUCAGAUGUCCGCAACUGGAGACUGGUAAUCGGUCGACUGGGCCGCAUUGGCCACGGCGAGUUCAAAGGUUUCUGUACUGUCCCUUUGCCGAGAACGUCGUGUUUUUCAGCUUGGCAGUACCUUCUGAGCAAGAAUUCGCUGCAGAAAUAUUCUGCACGUCUCAAGGACAUCUGCACGGCCUGCAGUCAGGUACGGCAGCUUCCGAGUCUCUGAACAAGUCUUUCUGGGUUCAGAUGCAGGGCGUUAUUGGAACGCCGUCGAUUCUCUCUGCUUGCUUGGUCACCAUCGAGCCGGAACCCAACGUCCGCGUUUUCUACGAUUUGAUCGACGAAGAACAGACCGGGUUCGUUUCCCAGGAAUUUUCUGUAAAGGGAUUCUUUUUUUUCUGAUGCACAUGCAACCAGUAAAUAUAUUCCCAUAUCUUUUAAAUUUUUGCAGAAAAUCAAAAAACAAAAUGACUACACCUGACGACAUCUCAUGCACACACAUUCUGACAUUCCCGAUAGGUGCCGACAUAAAUGUGAGUUGACUGAAUGUAAGAGAAAGGUUUUCGUCCUUCUCAUUUUAUAACAGGGAUAAAUUGAUAAUUUAUUUGACAAAUUCGUGCCCUAAAUUUAUUUUCAACAGUUGUAUUGACAAGAUCCCCAUCUCAAUUAUUUGCUACGAUUGCAGCUGGAUAUGGCGGACCAGACAGUGGAGAAGCAAAACGACAACUGGGACGACUUCAAUCUCGAAGGCCUGGACAUCGACUUGACGGAGAACGACAUGAAUGAGCUGCUGAACGUGGAACCGACGGGAAUGCAGCCGACGAGCGCUUCUCGCGUCGGUGCCGGCCAAAUCUUCUUCCAAGACGAGGUCGCCAUCGAGUACCUCAACCAGCCGCUCGCCUCGGGCUUCUACAUCUCGACGUCGCCGGCGCCUGAACUCCCUGACUGGUUCUGGUCGAGUUGUCCUUCUGCGAAGAGGAGCCUGCCGGUCCAUCUCAAAUCUUCUCUUCAUAUCAACGUUCCUGAGAUCAAGGUAUCAACUUUGUAGAUCAUCUAGCAUGAGUAUUUCUGAAAGUGUUUCGAACAAAAGGGAAGGUUCUAGACUCCGUGCUAUAUAUUCGAAAAUAGGAGUAAAGAAAUGUAGUUUGCAUUUUUCAAACUUCUUUUUUUUUCUUACUCUAAUGUUUUUAAAACUUUCUGAACUAUCUCAUUAUUCAUUCGGUUUUGAUAUGUCAACGGUUGAUCAAAAAGCGAAAAAAGCGGUCAAUUUCAAUGACUGAAUUUUCAAUUAUUUCCAAACAAAUAUUUUCUUGACUCCUAUUUGAUUUGCCGUAGCGCGUCUUGCAAAUAAUUUGUUCAUGGAACAGGAUUUGGUUUGAAAUGAGUCGAGUUGCAGACGGAUGACAUCUCGAUGGAGUCGGGGAGCAAGGAGAAGGAGAAAGAGAAGGAGAAGGACCUGCAUCCGCUGGAGUCGCACCAGACGGAGGACGUGCUCCGACACGUGCUCGAGACCUACAACGCGCUGUCGUGGCUCAACGUGAACCCCAGGACCGGAGAGCGUCUCAGCUGCCUUCCCAUCCACAUGCAGCAUCUCUUGCGUCUUUACCACACUAUCGCCCGACUCAUCAUCUGA
Molecule: messenger RNA, 18095 nt
Organism: Caenorhabditis auriculariae
Lineage: Eukaryota; Metazoa; Nematoda; Chromadorea; Rhabditida; Rhabditidae
Source: the annotation of a GenBank genome assembly